UUCUAGACAUGCUGAGGACGCUCCGCAACAACGAACCUGAGCUCUGCUCUACCUUCCAUCUGUCAGAGCAACGGUUGCCAUAUCAGUGCAACGUGGAUGUGCGUAAAGAGAGGCUGAAAUGAGCUGAGGUGAACAUUUUUGUUGGAUUUAACAUCAAAUUCGUCCAAUACCAAGAUCUCAUAUUUAACAACCAUGCCCUCCAGCAUGAAGAUACGUGCUGUGCUGCUGUUGGGAUUGUGUGUGUUGUUUCCUGUGGAGCCGGUGACGAGUUCAGCAGCAGAAAACAGCGGCACGAACAUCACUGUUCCACCAGACAUCACAACCACCCAGCGAAAUACUGCAUAUACUUUGCCGCCUACGACCCUGUAUCCAGCAAAAGCUACAGAUGCUGCUGCUCGUGCGACGGAGGCAGCGUUACCCACAACGGACUCUCAGAACGUUGACAGAAACACAAGUAAAAACGAGAGCAGACGGCUUGAUUUGACUAUUGCUGAAGUAGCAGUCAACCAUUCCAAACCUCUCACCCCCACAGAAAAGGCGACGACUGAGGACGUAGAUUCUGCAAAGGUGACAACUGCAACUGCACAAACCUUCCCUGCAGAGCAGACGACGAGCACAAGCAAACCUCUGUCUGUCAAUCAAACAAUCACAGCUGGAAGAGAAGACGAAACUUCUGCUGCAGGGACCACAGCACGUGGUGCAGUGAGAUCUUCCACUGCCAUCUUCACUGCUACAAGUAAAGAACAAAUUUCCCCGUCAAAGACCACAGGCCAUGCACACACCGUUACAGAAGUCACAUCGACUGGAAGUGGACUCCAUCCGUCCACUGCCGUGACGUCAGCGACGAGGGAAGAGCAACCGCUGCACCCUUCAACAACAGCAGAAGCAGUGAAUCAAACAACAGAUCAUCUCCACACGUCUGCCUCCAGUUUUACUAACGCGACUCCUCCUGCAACACGUUCCGCAACUACUUCAGCCUCAUUUGUUUCUACUCAAAAUUCAACAUCCAUUACUGGAUUCAGGUCAGAGGUGCCUUCCACCGCCUCUUUGGAUAACUCUACUCAAAGCACUUCCAACUCCAGCGCUCCCACGACUUCAGUUCCUGCGUCAGAAACCUUUAAGCCCACCAGCACCGAGCUCUCAUCGAAAUCCUCUUCUGUUUCCUCCACCACAAACUUCAACUCCACAUCACCUGAACCAGUUUCCACUUCAACUGAUUAUUCCAACACCACCGCCAACUCUACCAGCCCCGCUGGAGCUCUUAUUCCUCACAUCAUUGGGUCAACAACACGCUCCACUCCAUCAACUACCAAAGCUCCCUGCGAACCGUCGAAGGACUCGUCCAGCAGCGAGGUUCUGCCCUGCUCCAGCAGGGGCGUGGUGAAGCAGUGCCUCAUAAUUAUCGCCGUCUUGGCCCUGGUGGCCACCAUCUUCGUAAUUUCCACCAUUGUCCUUUGCAUCAAGCUGUCAGCAAGAAAAUACAAAGUUAGGAGACCUCAGCAGGACACGGAGAUGAUGUGCAUCUCCUCUCUGCUGCCUGAUAGGAGUCACACCUACACAAGGCAGCGCAAUCCAGUGAGCAACGGAGUCCUGGUUUUCCCUGCGGGAGGAGACAGCGACGAGGAAGGUGGGGAUAAUCUCACUCUCAGCAGCUUCCUGCCGGAAAAUGACCGCUAUGUUUAGCUGGUUUGGUGUCGCCCUGUGAGAUGGAAUGGAUCUGCUUUGGAUCAGCGAUGCAGAAAUUGAGUCAGUUUAUGUGGUAGACACAAAAACCACAAACACUCACCCCUUAAUGCUCAAAGCUGGAUCCCCCUCAUCUGACAUUUGAUCUGAAGGAUGUUGACUUUGAGCAAAACUUGUCAUUUUUGCAUAACUUUACACAUGUUCUCCUCCCUCAUGGGAGAAUUGAAACCAGGAUGCAGAGAACGAUCAAAGCUGCUCUCUUUUUUUUUUCUUUUUUUUUUUUCUUUCAAACAUCCGGACCAAAAACUCUUGUGGAUUUCACUUUGCAACAAGAAACAGGAAGCCUUUGCUUAGUCAAGAAAGAUCUCUUCUUCACCGAGACUGCUCAGUUUUUUGGGAAACUGAAGACUUAACAGUUUAAAAUCGAACUUUAUAGAAGAGAUUUUAUCAUUUAUCUGUGUGUAGGAGCACACUUUUUGAACUGCAAUAAUUGUUUUUAUUAAAUGUUAUAUGCACGGCAUAUAAAAAGUCGACACACCUACUGACAUGACAGGGUUUUUUGUAACCAAUGUCACUUCCAGUUAUUUCAGAACCAUGCUUGAUUGAAAAAUCUGAAAUAUUUUAAAGCGCUUUGAGAGGCGGUUUUAAAAACUAAAGUAAUGUGGCUGCAUGUUAUCUGAUCUGAUUCAGGUCUGAGCACUGACUGGACCCAUUCAAAACUUUAUUCUUCUUCCAGUUACAGUACAAUGAUCAUUUUCAUAAAAAAACAGCUUUUUUGUGCACCACUCUUAGUUUUAACAGAUUCCCCCUCCUGAGUGCUGCAUCUCUUUCCUGACUGGUCAGUUUUGCAGGUUUUGGGAUUUGUUAGGAGUUCCUAACUCCUAUUUAUUGCUGAUAACAAAAUACAUUUCUACAAUUCAUGCCUUAUAACACAAAAGGCACAUGGUAACAAGUAGAUAUUUUGUGGCAUCAUGUGUUGUUCAUUAAACCAGGGACAAAUAUCUGAAAUGGCUAUAGUUAAUGCUAACAACAGAGUGUAUUGAAGCCACAUUAUCUGAUUUAUUAUUCAUCCCCAUUUGAAAAAUAUGUUUGUUAUUUUAGCUAAUUUGCACAGAGAAAAUAUUCAAUGAAAAGUUGUGAAAUUAUUCAUCUUGGUGCAAGUUUUAUGUGUCAUAUUUUAAUCUGGGUGUGUAGACUUUUUAUAUCCACUAUAUAAUACUCUGCUCAAAGUGGCUUUUUCCUUGUCGGGUUGCAGGAUUUCCUAUUUAUUUUUUUGGCAGCUUUGAGAAAAACGUUUGCAUGCGUUUUUUGGAAGAAAGCAUAAAAAGGUCUAGAGAGUGCAGGCAUGGUUGACAGUGAAGGGGCCCAAGCUAAGUUUUAGUUGUUCAUUUCUUGGAAAUUGUAGACUUAAAAAUAUGCAUAUAUUUGUUUUUGUUAUUUCUGCAAAACGUUUUAAGUUUUGUUGUCUCCAUGUUGUUUUGUAAUGAUACCCUUAUAAAAAGCCCAGUCCACUCAGACUGGUAAAUAAUGAUACUGUUUUUGUACAGGUGCUUUCCUCAAAGAUUAAUCUGUAAUUGAUGAGUAACGUGAGGAUAGAGAGUCGUACUACUGAAGUCAACUGCAGGAAAUUGAGGAUGAAUCAAAGUCAUUUUGACCUUUUCAUGCACAAAAUCAAAAAUCACAAUUUUGUGUCAUGAACUCAGACUUAAUAUUUGUUUUCUUGUCUAAUGUUAAACACAAUCUGUUUAUUGUUUAAAACUGGAAAAAUCAGAAAUCUCUUCAGGAAAGGAAAUGAUAAUUGGUCAAAUUCAUAGAACUUUAGCUCCCUUUUCUCUGCAGCUGAGCUGAGUAAGUAGAUUAAUAAUGUCUGUAGAAAACAGCGUCUUCCAUCAUUAAAUGUGUUUUUGUGUCCUUCUUUUGUAACUUCUCUUUACGGCUCUCUAAAUGGCAGUCAUAAUAAAACUGGAUCUUCUCUAAA
Poeciliopsis prolifica (blackstripe livebearer) is the source of this 3661-nucleotide messenger RNA. It is a transcript of the gene selplg, whose product is annotated as selectin P ligand. Gene Ontology annotation, cellular component: membrane. Lineage: Eukaryota; Metazoa; Chordata; Actinopteri; Cyprinodontiformes; Poeciliidae. The record is from RefSeq and is a predicted model, not a curated record. The transcript has 3 exons. The coding region runs from base 193 to 1683 and encodes 496 amino acids.